CCUGAUCAAUCACUGAUUGGUAAUUCUCAUCACGUCCGUUCGACUUUCACCGCUCGGCUGAGUCAUAAUGGCGUGCAAGCCAGUGGCCACGAGUGCAAGCAAUUGACUGUCAUUUCGAGGUGAACAAACAUUGAAAUUUGAAUCAUCAAAAUUGCCCAGUGAAUUUUGGAAAUAAUUGAGAGGUGGAAAUUAUAUCGAGAAACAAUAAAGAUGCAGCAGGCGAUGUUACGCUGCAAUGGUGUUCCAACCCACGUAAUAACCGAGGGUCGUUGGGUUGAAGAGGGUCUAUUACCGGACGGCCACAAAGACGUUGUACUGGUCAUCCCCGGUAAUCCCGGCAUUCCAACUUUUUACACUGGUUUCAUCAAAGCCCUGAAAUCGCGUUUACCUACUGAGACACCAGUGUGGGUGUUGGGCCAUGCUGGACACGUACUACCACCCAAGACACUGAGUUUUCCAUCGGAAGAGGAUGCACAGAGUCGGGCAUACUCACUCCAAGGCCAGAUCGAGCACAAGGUGGCGUUUGUCAAGGAAUACAUUCCGAAAGAUGCGAGGGUGCAUCUCGUGGGGCAUUCCAUUGGCGCUUGGUUCAUCCUUAAACUUUUGGAGGAUGAGGAAUUCGCCAAAAGAGUUGUUAAAUGUUAUUUGCUGUUCCCGACGAUUGAACAUAUGGCUGACACUCGCAGUGGAAUUUUCUUCACUAAUGUCUUAUUGAGACUCGCUCCAUUACUAUUUUUCCUCGCCUGGAUUUUCACAUUCUUCCCCACAAUCCUGCGGAAUUUCCUCGUGAGAAUUUUCGGAAUGUUAUUCGUGGGUUUCGGUAGUCAAUCAGUGCAGCCUGUGCUCCAAUUGAUCGAGCCAGAGGUACUCAAGCGAGUUUUCCUAAUGGGAAAAGAGGAGAUGCAGCAAGUACGAGAGCUGAACCACGAAAUUGUCUCAAAAUACAGUGAUAAAUUGUGGUUGUACUACGGAGCUAGUGACGGUUGGACCCCAGUGCGAUAUUACGACCGUCUCAAAGCGAGACAUCCAGAUGUGCAAGCUCAACUCUGCAAACGCGGAUUUCGACAUGCCUUCGUCCUCUCGAAUGAGAAAGACGUGGGUAGAAUGGUUGGGGAUCUCAUAAACGAGACUAUUCAUUGAUGAAUUUUAAAUUAUCUAGACAAUUAGAGAAAUGUGGCAUUUAAUUUUGAUAAAUAAAUAGUUGGGCUCCCACCGGUUGUUGGAAAAAAUGAAAUAUAUUUAUUGAAUAUACCGUUUGAGAAACCCCCUAAUUCUAGAAAUCCCACGGAGUUAUUGAAUUGCCAAUGGAAUGCGAUGAUUUUUUCCAUAUAAACUACAAUUCUUCCCUUUGUGAUGAGCCUAAACUGAAUUCAAUUGCUAAAUUUGAUGCUGAGUUAUGAACAUUGCAAAAAAGUCGAAAAUGUUCAUUUCACUCCAUUUUCGAGCGCAUUCAUUAAUGAAUUUUAAAUUAUGUAGAGCAUUGGAGAAAUGUUGCAAUUAAUUUUGGUAAAUAAAUAGUUGAGCUCCCACUGGUUGUUGGAAAAAAUGAAAUAUAUUUAUAGAAUAUACCGUUUGAAACCCCCUCGUCUUCCAGGGCAGUGAAAAUUUAAUGCGACUAAUUCUAGAAAUCCUACCGAGUUAUUGAAUUGGCGAUGCAAUGCGACGAUUUUUUCCAUAUAAAAUACAAUUCUUCCCUUUGUGAUGAGCCUAAACUGAACUCAAUUGCUAAAUUUGAUGCUGAGUUAUGAACAUUGCAAAAAAGUUGAAAAUGUUCAUUUCACUCCAUUCUCGAGCGCAUUCAUUAAUGAAUUUUAAAUUAUGUAGGGAACUGGAGAAAUGUCGCAUUUAACUUUGAUAAAUAAAUAGUUGAGCUCCCACUGGUUGUUGGAAAAAAUGAAAUAUAUUUAUUGAAUAUACCGUUUGAAACCCCCUCGUCUUCCAGGACAAUGAAAAUUU
Messenger RNA from Diachasma alloeum, 1956 nucleotides. RefSeq names its product lipid droplet-associated hydrolase (gene sturkopf). Lineage: Eukaryota; Metazoa; Arthropoda; Insecta; Hymenoptera; Braconidae. Gene Ontology annotation, cellular component: lipid droplet. The transcript has 4 exons. Gene Ontology annotation, molecular function: lipase activity. The record is from RefSeq and is a predicted model, not a curated record. Bases 211 to 1140 code for a protein of 309 amino acids. Gene Ontology annotation, biological process: lipid storage.